AUUUUUCCAAUUUUAAUUUCCGGUAGGGAAUUUUCUUUCCUCUGACGGUCGAAGAUUCACAAAGGAACGAGGGAGAGAGAGAGGGAGAUUGAUGUUUGGGAGCUGAAGUUGUUUCUCAAUUCCCUUACUUUAGAUAUUUUAUUGGAGGACUCUCUCUCUUCAUACGUAACUAUACGCAAUCGAAUCAAAGUUCUAUUAACAGAAAGAAGAAGAAGAAGAAGAAGUUUAUAAUUACUCAACGAUGGUGAAGGUGAGAAUGAACACGGCCGAUGUGGCCGCCGAGGUUAAAUGCUUGCGCCGAUUAAUCGGCAUGCGCUGCUCUAACGUCUACGACAUCUCUCCCAAGACCUAUGUGUUCAAGCUAUCGAAUAGUAGCGGAAUGACGGAAUCGGGGGAGAGUGAGAAGGUUUUGUUGUUGAUGGAAAGUGGGGUCAGAUUGCACACCACUGCUUAUCUCCGAGAAAAAAAUAACACCCCUUCUGGGUUUACACUUAAAUUGAGGAAGCAUAUAAGAACAAGAAGGCUUGAGGAUGUGAGACAACUUGGAUAUGACAGGAUAAUUCUCUUUCAGUUUGGAUUGGGUGCUAAUGCUUUCUAUGUAAUAUUAGAGCUAUAUGCUCAAGGAAAUAUCAUUCUUACAGAAUCUGAUUUCAUGGUCUUGACACUUCUACGUUCACACAGAGAUGAUGAUAAAGGCUUAGCUAUUAUGUCACGACACAACUAUCCAGUUGAAAUAUGCCGUAGUUUUAACAGGACUACCAGUGAAAAGUUACAGGCUGCCUUGCUAUUUUCUGCAGAAUCUACUGAAAAAGAAUCUAUAGAAAAUACUGAGCACAAAACUGAUACUUCUGAUGCACAUGAAGGAAAAGCAGCCCGCAAAGGCAAAAAAAUCAAUGAAUCUACUAAAAAUGAUGGAACCCGUGCCAAGCAGGCAACUUUAAAGUCUAUCCUUGGGGAGGCAUUGGGCUAUGGACCAGCACUUUCUGAACAUAUGAUUUUAGAUGCUGGCUUAAUUCCAAAUACAAAAGUUGGGAAAGAUUUUAAAUUAGAAUGUGAUGCUCUGAAUUCUCUUAUGGAGGCUGUCAGAAAAUUUGAGGACUGGUUGGAGGACAUUAUAUCAGGUGAAAAAGUUCCAGAAGGUUACAUACUAAUGCAACAAAAGACUCUGGCUAAAAAGGCUACCCCCAUAUCUGAAACAGAACCUUCUGAGAAGAUUUAUGAUGAAUUCUGCCCACUGUUACUGAAUCAGUUCAAGUCAAGGGUUUCUACCAAGUUUGAGACAUUUGAUGCAGCAUUAGAUGAGUUCUAUACUAAAAUUGAAAGUCAACGUGUUGAGCAACAAAUAAAAGCCAAAGAAAGCUCUGCUAUGCAGAAGCUCAGUAAGAUCCGCACUGACCAGGAAAAUCGUGUUUUAACACUGAAGAACGAAGUUGAGCAUUGUGUUAAAAUGGCAGAAUUGAUAGAAUAUAAUUUGGAAGAUGUCGAUGCUGCUAUCUUAGCAGUCCGUGUUGCACUUGCAAAAGGAAUGAGUUGGGAAGAUCUAGCUCGUAUGGUGAAAGAGGAGAAGAAAUCUGGGAAUCCAGUUGCAGGACUUAUUGACAAGUUGCAUCUUGAAAGAAAUUGCAUGACAUUACUUCUUAGCAACAAUCUUGAUGAAAUGGAUGAUGAUGAAAAGACACAACCUGUGGACAAAGUAGAAGUUGACCUAUCACUUUCGGCACAUGCAAAUGCUAGGCGAUGGUAUGAAAUGAAGAAAAAGCAAGAGAAUAAACAAGAAAAAACUGUUACUGCAUAUGACAAAGCAUUUAAGGCUGCUGAGAAAAAGACGCGACAACAAUUAUCUCAGGAAAAAACUGUUGCUGCUAUUUCACAUAUCCGCAAAGUUCAUUGGUUUGAAAAAUUUAAUUGGUUCAUUAGCAGCGAGAAUUAUUUGGUUAUAAGUGGUCGUGAUGCACAUCAGAAUGAGAUGAUAGUCAAGCGAUACAUGUCCAAAGGAGAUUUGUAUGUACAUGCUGAUCUCCAUGGAGCGUCUAGCACUGUGAUCAAGAAUCACAAGCCUGAUUUUCCUAUACCUCCUCUCACUUUGAACCAAGCAGGAUGCUACACUGUUUGCUACAGCCAGGCAUGGGACUCAAAAAUAGUUACUAGUGCUUGGUGGGUCUAUCCUCAUCAAGUUAGUAAAACUGCUCCUACUGGAGAAUAUCUUACUGUUGGAAGUUUCAUGAUCCGUGGUAAAAAAAAUUUUCUUCCUCCACACCCUCUUGUUAUGGGAUUUGGAAUAUUGUUUCGCUUGGAAGAGAGUUCUUUAGGGUCUCAUUUGAAUGAAAGGAGGGUAAGAGGUGAAGAGGAAGGAGCCAAUGAUGCUGAUAAGGAUGAACCUUCCCAAGAAGUUCCUGGUUCUGAAUCUGAUGAGGAGGUUUCAGCUGACAAAGGUGCAGUAGAUUCAAAAGAUACCUUAGAUUUGUCAAGAAAUAAAUCAAGUUUCGAAGGGUUGUCUUCUGAAACUCAAUCUGGUAAUGGCCUGAAUGUGUCUGAUGAUAAGCCUAGUGAUUCACAUUACUCUGGUAUUGAUAAUGGCGAUGAAACCAACUAUGAUGUGUCUGCUUCUGCUGGGAAAAUGGUUUCUUCAGUUACACCACAGUUAGAGGAUCUUAUUGAUAGAGCUCUUGAGAUUGGAUCUUCUACUAAAAAGCAAGGAUUUCCUUCUUCAUCAGAACCAGAGCAGCAUAAUAAUGAAGAGAAAAAGGUAACACUGAGAGAUAAACCCUUUGUUUCAAAAGCUGAAAGAAGAAAGCUAAAGAAAGGACAAAAAGACGGCACCGAGGAUCAACCUGCUGAGCAUGGGAAAGAAGCAGAAGAGCAGCUUGGCACAGAGAAUCAUAAAAAUGCCAACCAUGCAAAGCCUGUUGGCGCAAAAAUCAGCCGGGGGCAAAAGAGUAAGCUCAAGAAGAUAAAAGAGAAAUAUGCAGAUCAGGAUGAGGAGGAACGGAGCAUUCGGAUGGCUCUAUUGGCUCCUGCUGGGAAAGUCCAAAAGGAUGAAAAAGCAUUAGAGGAUGAAAAAGCUGCAAAAGAGGUUGUAACAAAACCGAAGCAGGUCGAUGAUGCUCCAAAAAUAUGUUACAAGUGUAAGAAGGCUGGUCAUUUGUCUAAGGAUUGUAAAGAGCUUCCAGAUGAAGCUGUACAGAGUACUGCAAAUGGUGGGGAUCUCUCCCAAAUUGGUGUUCAAAAUACUGCCCAUAAAAGAGAUACUAUACCGAUGGAGGAGGAUGAUAUUCAUGAGAUUGGUGAAGAGGAGAAAGAGAAAUUGAAUGAUGUGGACUAUCUGACUGGCAUUCCAUUGGCAGAUGAUAUUCUCCUGUACGCUGUUCCUGUUUGUGGACCUUAUAACGCUCUCCAGUCGUACAAAUACCGCGUCAAGUUAGUUCCCGGUUCUGUUAAGAAAGGAAAAGCGGCAAAAACAUCAAUGAACUUGUUUAAUCAUAUGCCGGAGGCUACAAGCAGAGAGAAGGAAUUGAUGAAGGCAUGCACAGAUCCAGAGCUUGUUGCAGCCAUUAUCGGAAAUGUGAAAAUCACUUCUGCUGGUCUUACUCAACUAAAGCAAAAACAAAAGAAAAACAAAAAGUCGAACAAAUGAGAAAGCUAGUUAGCACGCAGCAAAGAAUGAGUGUAGAUAGGCACAAAUAUGAGGUGAGGGGUUUUGAAUGCGUGCAGAAGAUUACAUUUGCUCAACAUUUUGCUUCGUCCCCUCUGUUGUUGCCUCUCUCAGCUUUUGUUUCGUUACUAA
Ipomoea nil (Japanese morning glory) is the source of this 3784-nucleotide messenger RNA. Its product is annotated as nuclear export mediator factor Nemf. Gene Ontology annotation, biological process: ribosome-associated ubiquitin-dependent protein catabolic process; rescue of stalled cytosolic ribosome. NCBI's taxonomy places the organism in Eukaryota, Viridiplantae, Streptophyta, Magnoliopsida, Solanales, Convolvulaceae. Gene Ontology annotation, cellular component: RQC complex. The transcript has 13 exons. Gene Ontology annotation, molecular function: tRNA binding; ribosomal large subunit binding; zinc ion binding. The record is from RefSeq and is a predicted model, not a curated record. Bases 242 to 3634 code for a protein of 1130 amino acids.